This is a messenger RNA of Styela clava, 1692 nucleotides long. Its product is annotated as biglycan-like. Gene Ontology annotation, cellular component: extracellular matrix. Gene Ontology annotation, molecular function: protein binding. The record is from RefSeq and is a predicted model, not a curated record. NCBI's taxonomy places the organism in Eukaryota, Metazoa, Chordata, Ascidiacea, Stolidobranchia, Styelidae.
AGCAUUUAUUGUUCAGGCGAUUUAGCAGAGUAAAUAAAUUUAACUCUGUCUUAAUACGAUUCGCGAUAAAGAUAUGUCGACAUUUUUAUACCUUCUGUUGGUUGGAGCUUUCAUAACAAAAACUACGUCUUACACAUGCCCUUCUGGGUGUGAUUGUGCGUAUUACAACUCAAUACAUACAUUGGAAUGUAACAGUCAAGACUUGCAAGAAAUUCCACAAAAUAUUCCAGAAUGGACGACUCUUCUGGAGUUGGAUGCGAACGAAUUAACUGAAUUAGACCUCAAUUUCUGCGACGUCUGUAUUUAUUUUGAGGAUUUCAGUUUUCGUUACAAUCGUAUAAGCAAUAUCAUUAUAAAGAAAAAUAUAACAUCGAGGUAUGAUAAAUCACGCAAUCUACGUUGUCAAGACUCUACCUCGAUAUUCCCAAGAGUUGUAAAUGUAGACUUGAAAGGGAAUUUAAUACAGAAGUUACCGAAGUGUUUAUGGUUCGUAUGGUUAGUACUGAAGAUUUUAGAUUUGAGAGAAAAUCAAAUCAGAAGUAUACAAGACCUAAAUUUGUCAGGAUAUUUUUCUUCGACAAACUCGAUGGAAGAAUUGUAUCUGGGUGGUAAUCGUAUUUCCCAACUGAUCAGAAAAGAUCUAUAUUCAAGGACGUUGGCUUUGAAAAGACUUCGAAUACUGGAUCUUUCCAGAAACAAAAUUCACACUAUUGAUAGUGGCGUUUUCACUUUUCUUGAUGAAAUCGUUGACAUUAAUUUAAGCGACAAUAAGAUUGGAUUUCUUUCGGACUUCACAUUUGUCACCCGUGGUGAAAAAUUGGAGACUAUAUCAUUGCGACGGAACUACAUAGAUUGGAUCUCUAUUCAUGCAUUCGCUGGUCUUCCAAAUCUAAAAAGACUUGACCUGAGUUACAAUGAAAUAAGUUGUUUGCGCCCUAACACAUUUUCAACUUGUCAAGUUCCCAACUUGAAUUUACUGAUACCGGGCUUAAACUUUGUUAAUCCAGAACUAGUUCAUUUUCACCGAAGGUUCAAAGUUAACUUAUCUGGUCUGCAAUACCUACAGCUGAGAUCGAAUAAAUGGCAUUGUGACUGCCAGCUGGGAGACCUCAUCUCUGAGCAGCAUUCAACAUCUCGUAUAGUUCAACAGACAUUGUUAAAAUGUUAUACCCCAAUGGAAUAUCAGAACAGAUCAUUAUCAAGUACCCUAGCCCUUCUGAACUGUCAAUAGAAAGCGUAGUGAUAAGGUUAUUGUUGCUGACAUGUCGCCUAUGGAUCCAGCGUCAGGCCUUCGCUUCGCAUCGCAGUCAUUUUAUAUGGAACAUGAAUACAGCAUUUCAGAUAUGUAUAUAUCUUGUUGGUGGUCAGUUUGAAAUUUUCAACGGGAAACUUCCCAAACUAUAAGUUCUCGAAGACGAAGUCGAUCAUCGGAAUCAAGCUUUUGGUGUCCGAUCGGAAGAAUGAUUUACGAUUUGAUUUAAGGCUUACAAACUUUCCCCACCCACAUCUUCGAAUAUAGAGAGGCGUAUAUUGUUUUCAGUGAGUAGCCGAAUUUGGAAUGCAUAAAUAGUACAAUAUAUCAUUAUCAAGAUAACCUAAUAUUAGGGUUAACAUAUUUUUGUGACUUCAAAUCGGGACGCCUCGAAAGACAACGACCCCUUAGCUGUGAUUUUAUAACUUCACAUUUUCCGA